Molecule: messenger RNA, 1758 nt
Organism: Neltuma alba
Lineage: Eukaryota; Viridiplantae; Streptophyta; Magnoliopsida; Fabales; Fabaceae
Product: protein NRT1/ PTR FAMILY 8.2-like
Exons: 4
Coding region: 1-1758 (585 amino acids)
Biological process (GO): transmembrane transport; oligopeptide transport
Cellular component (GO): membrane
Molecular function (GO): transmembrane transporter activity
Source: RefSeq, a predicted model, not a curated record
AUGGCAUCGAAUGAUCAACUGAUGACGAAAGACAAAGAAAGGGACGGCGACGAAAUUUACACCAGAGAUGGAACCGUAGAUUAUCAUGGAAAUCCGGCUAACAAGAAUCAAACUGGAACCUGGAAGGCCUGCCCAUUCAUUUUAGGGAACGAAUGUUGUGAGAGAUUGGCAUAUUAUGGAAUGGGGACAAAUCUAGUACUGUAUUUCAAGCACAGGCUGGGCCAGCAGGGGGCUACAGCGUCCAAGAAUGUUGCAGAUUGGAGUGGAACUUGCUACUUCACUCCUUUGCUCGGAGCUUUUCUUGCUGAUGCCUAUCUUGGUAGAUACUGGACUAUUGCCUCUUUCUCCCUCAUCUAUGUCAUUGGAAUGGCACUCUUGGCACUAUCUGCAUCAAUUCCUGGCAUCAAGCCCAUCUGCGACGUAGAAGUAGGCAACUGCAAGGCCACCGUCACGCAGAACGCGGUGGCGUUUUUAGCUCUCUACCUCAUUGCUCUCGGCACCGGCGGCAUCAAGCCCUGUGUUUCCUCCUUCGGAGCUGACCAGUUCGACGACGCCGAUGAAGCUGAGAAGGAGAAGAAGGGCUCCUUCUUCAACUGGUUCUAUUUCUCCAUCAACGUUGGCGCUCUCAUCGCCGCUUCUGUGCUGGUGUGGAUUCAGGACAACGUCGGGUGGGGAUUGGGGUUUGGGAUCCCGGCGGUGGCGAUGGCCGUCGCGGUGGUUUUCUACUUUUCCGGCACGAGGUUGUAUCGGCACCAGAAGCCCGGCGGGAGCCCUCUUACUCGCCUGUUUCAGGUGGUUGUGGCGUCCCUGAGAAAGCACAAGGUUGAUGUUCCAGACGAUAAACGUCUUCUGUACGAGCUUGAGGCUGAUACAGAGUCUGCCGUUGUCGGAAGCCGCAAACUUGAUCGCACUUCAGGAUUGAGAUUCUUGGACAAAGCUGCGGUGGUGGAACACUCCGACGACGGGAAAGGCACGGUGGACCGAUGGAGACUCUGCACCGUAACCCAAGUGGAAGAGCUAAAGGCCAUUAUUCGUCUCCUUCCUGUGUGGGCCACGGGAAUCAUCUUCGCCACCGUGUACGGCCAAAUGAGCAACUUUUACGUCCUCCAAGGCGAGACCAUGGACACCCGCUUCGGCAAUUCCUCUUUCGAAAUCCCUCCGGCGUCUCUCUCCCUCUUCGACACUCUCAGUGUGCUCUUCUGGGUCCCCGUCUACGACCGCCUUAUCGUCCCCUUCGCCUCGAAACUCACCGGCAACAGACGAGGCCUCACUCAGCUCCAGAGAAUGGGCAUCGGCCUCUUCAUCUCCAUCUUCUCCGUCCUCUUUGCCGGAGUUCUUGAGCACGUCAGACUCAGAAUGAUGCAGAAGCAUAACUACUACGAGAUGAAAGAAAUUCCGAUUUCUAUAUUCUGGCAGGUCCCCCAGUACUUCAUCAUUGGGUGUGCUGAGGUUUUUACGUUUAUUGGACAAUUAGAGUUCUUCUACGAGCAAGCUCCUGAUGCUAUGAGAAGUGUGUGUUCUGCUCUUUCACUUCUCACAGUCGCACUGGGACAGUACGUGAGCUCGCUGCUUGUGACCAUUGUUACCAAAAUUACUGCCAGAAAAGGGAGCCCCGGCUGGCUGCCUGAUAAUCUCAACUAUGGGAAGCUUCAUUAUUUCUUCUGGCUUUUAUCUGCGUUGAGUGUGAUCAACUUUCUGGCUUUCCUUGUGGUGGCUAAGAUGUAUAAAUACAAAAGGACCCUUGGAACACUUCGCUGA